AUGCACACAUUAGCGGUACGACGGCUCCCGUCGAGGGUAGGUGAGGAUAAACCGGCCGGCAUGCCCGGCGAGGACCGCCGAGCUGCAGACAGCGGAGAGGGAACCCCGCGCCCUCGUGCCUCUCGCCGGCGCUCGCUAAUCGUUUCCCUAAGCACGCGAACUGCUCGUGACCAGUGGAUGACAAGAAGAAAAAUGAGAAUAACUAAUGCCGAUAUAUAUGGCGAGAAAGGAGACUCCUCUCCAAUCUAUAUAAAUGAAGACCUCACACAACACAUGAAGAAACUCCUAUGGCGUGUGAAAAGCGAACUCAAACCAGACCCAUUCAGAUACGUGUGGCAUGGUUUCCGACGGGACCGUAGCACGGCGACAGCGCUGGCAAGGUUUGCCGAUGACGUGAACAGCAGUCUCAAUGACAGACAGCAGGUGGUGGUGGUCUACAUCGACUUCAAGAAAGCUUUCGAUACGCUGGACCACCACCAGCUGCUGCAGGCUAUGGACGAGUGUGGGAUCAGCGGCCCGGUAAACAAGUGGCUACAGUCAUACUUGUCGGAGCGGUCAUUGAGGACUUCUGUCUGCGGCGUGACGGAGUUCGCAGACUUGAACUUCCUAACUUUGUACAAGACCAAACUGUCUUACGGCUAA
This is a messenger RNA of Leguminivora glycinivorella, 642 nucleotides long. RefSeq lists its product as uncharacterized. The transcript has 3 exons. The record is from RefSeq and is a predicted model, not a curated record. Bases 1 to 642 code for a protein of 213 amino acids. Lineage: Eukaryota; Metazoa; Arthropoda; Insecta; Lepidoptera; Tortricidae.